Molecule: messenger RNA, 1259 nt
Organism: Dendronephthya gigantea
Lineage: Eukaryota; Metazoa; Cnidaria; Anthozoa; Malacalcyonacea; Nephtheidae
Product: transcription factor LBX1-like
Exons: 2
Coding region: 90-743 (217 amino acids)
Biological process (GO): regulation of DNA-templated transcription
Molecular function (GO): DNA-binding transcription factor activity, RNA polymerase II-specific; DNA binding
Source: RefSeq, a predicted model, not a curated record
GUCGAGCUAUCAUGGAGUUACCGCACUAUAUGCAUCGUGUGCGUGCGUUUAUGAGAUAAAACAACCAUUUCACCAAUAGCGCUGGGAAGAUGAAGGAUUCUGGCAGGGAAGAGAGUGAUUUUUCAACCCAAACGAGAGAGAACGAAGCCGAUGUAUCCGAAGAUGAUGAGGUUCUGGUAAGCGAGCCGAAGAGGACCGUACACGAUCACCCCUUCUCAAUCGAGUCCAUUUUGAACGGCAGGACAAGACGCGCUAGUCCAAAAGUAGCAAAAAACUCCGUGAGCCUGAAAGAAAGACGAGAAAUUGAAGAGAACACGUUGCCUUUGAACGCCUUGGAAGAGUUUACAAGCAAAGCUUUUUCCACGAUGAGGCCAGAGCGCUUGGCGGAUCAGGACGAAGAACCUGUUAUUAUCCGCGAAAGGCUGAGAAUUUUCACGUCGACCAAAGCGGCGACAACGAAGAAGACGCGAAGGAAAGCGCGCACUUGUUUCACGAACCAACAGAUCUACGAGCUCGAGAGGCGCUUUCUCUACCAGAAAUACCUCUCACCUCAAGACAGGGACGAACUCUCGGAGAUGCUAAACCUCUCGAACGCGCAGGUCAUUACGUGGUUCCAAAAUCGACGCGCAAAACUCAAAAGGGACAUCGAAGAGAUGCGAAACGAUCUCGCAGCGACCAGAACGCUCCACGCUUCGCAACCCGUUUGCACAGACUUCCACUGCAGAUUUACCGAUUGUAGGUGAAGACGCAAGUGUUGGGGUUGUAUAUAGGGCAAGCAAACGCAUGCAUAGCCAAAGGCACAGAACCGGCCAAGCUGGUUGUAGACCAAAACAAGACAUUUCACGAUUAAUAUUGUUUAUAUAUUGUACCUGGAUGUUGAACCGCGGACCAAAUGAUAUCGAAUUAUACACAUGCUAACAAGAUGACCACUUCGAAAUGUAUCUUGUAUACUUUGAAAUUCUGGUCACAUUGAGUUCGGGUCAAUGUAUCUUCUUAUUGCCAUCGCUUAUAUAAUCAGUGCUUGAUUAUGGAUACCCAUUUCUAUACCAUACCGUUUACGGGCCUGAAAUUUUCCCAACCUGACUUCAUUGAAGCCUCAUGCAUACGUAUAUAGAUAGAUCUUUGGGGGCAAACGUUAAAAGUCGAACGAGAAGGCUUAAAGGCCUUAGAUUCCGGUAUAUAUGUAUAUAUAUAUAGUUAAGUUGUUAUUUCAUUCGAAAGAUGUGUUUUAUGCAUAGAGAUGUAAUAUAAUUAAAUAU